This is a messenger RNA of Papilio xuthus (Asian swallowtail), 603 nucleotides long. RefSeq lists its product as uncharacterized. The transcript is spliced from 5 exons. NCBI's taxonomy places the organism in Eukaryota, Metazoa, Arthropoda, Insecta, Lepidoptera, Papilionidae. The record is from RefSeq and is a predicted model, not a curated record. The coding region runs from base 246 to 569 and encodes 107 amino acids.
CCGGUGACGGAGACGGAGAAAAUGUCAUAUUGACAGCGUCGUAGUUUGAUCAACGAGGGAGCGGCAGCUGUGCAAUUGUUCCUUGUUUGAGGAAUGUGGGUGUAAGAAAAUCGAUGUCGUCCAGCAGCAGCAGAAUCGCAGCAGCGGCGGCGGCGGCGGCGGCGGCGGCGGCGCGCAUGCGUUUACCGCGGGAUUGGGCUCAGCCGCCGCCCCCCGAUGCCGCACAGCCGCAGUUCUAGUGCGAAAUGGAGCACGUCGUGUCACUGGACCAGAGCCGCAAGGGGCUCGCUGCCUUCUUCACCAUCGACCUGCCGUGCGCCAUACAACUCAUGGACAUCUGGGCACGAAGUGGGAAGUGCCACCCGCCGUCGCGCACGCAGCAGGAGUAUAACCCGCCCGUGAUCCCGGCCCGACUCGACCAGGUACAAUUGCUGCGUGCCACUAUGCGUGGCGUGCGCUCCACAUACUACCAGCAAUGCCGGCUGCUGGCCCUCGUCGACCUCUACGAAUCGAUUGAUUUCGGUUCGAUGAGCGACAUGAGGGCGGAUGACAUCAUCAACGAAGCCUAGUCCGAGCUCGUGCAGGCUGCCGAGUUCCUCGUCG